Messenger RNA from Emiliania huxleyi CCMP1516, 240 nucleotides. RefSeq lists its product as hypothetical. The coding region runs from base 1 to 240 and encodes 79 amino acids. The record is from RefSeq and is a predicted model, not a curated record. Lineage: Eukaryota; Haptophyta; Isochrysidales; Noelaerhabdaceae. The transcript has a single exon.
AUGCGCCGCCUCGCAGGGCGCGUCCAGAGCAGCUCGGGCGGCGCUGCUGCGGCGGGGGCGGAUGGCGCGGUCGCCGCGCCGCUCAUCGGUGAGCCGGCGCUCCCGCGCGGCGCUCCGGCGGCCGGCGGCGUGUUUCGCCGCUGCGGAGGGCGUUGUCGUCGCGAGGGGCGGGCCCACGGCGGCGGAGGCGCUGCGCUGACGGCCGCUGACGGCGGCGGUGAGGGCCCAAGCGCCGGCUGA